This is a messenger RNA of Leptopilina boulardi, 7068 nucleotides long. RefSeq names its product protein GDAP2 homolog (gene Gdap2). The transcript is spliced from 12 exons. Bases 570 to 2102 code for a protein of 510 amino acids. The record is from RefSeq and is a predicted model, not a curated record. Lineage: Eukaryota; Metazoa; Arthropoda; Insecta; Hymenoptera; Figitidae.
UCCUCCUGUUAAAAAACAAAAAUCAUCAUUAUUAUCAUCAUCAUCAUCACCACAUUGUGGAAUCUCAUUUGUGUAUUAAAUCAGACGUAAAGGCGCGCAAUCACAAACAGCUCUCUCUCUCUCUUUCUCUCUUUUUAUUCUCUCUCACACACGUUUAUCUUUCUGUGCUGUGUUGAAUAAAUUUUUUUUUUCUAUUUUUCUUUUUUUCAAUCACCAUUAAACGUGAAUGAAAACAAGUUGUGUGUUAAAACCGAAUCGUUACGAAUGAAACGGAACGAGAUAUCGAGGUCGUGUUGUCCGAGCAUAAAGUGUGUCUUCAUUAGGUGACACAAAACAGUAUUGUCGCGACUCGUGUUUUGACGUUUCUACAAUCGUCGUCCAUUGCCCGGUUUUCUGUUGGACAAUUUGGACGCACGCAAGAUAAUAAAUAGAAGCGAUUUGAGCGGGUCGUCGACGUUGCUGUUAUAUUGUCAUCAAAUAUUAUUGCUCUCUCUCUCUUUCUCUCUCUUUUUCUCUCUCAACGACGAUCACUUGGAGGGGGAGAAAAAAAGUAAACAUAUUACAGCUAAAUGAGGCUAAUGGAACCAUUGGGUGUUGAUCUCAACGUGAUUGAACUAACAGCACUGAAAAGAUGGGGAGACUUUCCAACUCAGCAUCGAUUUACCGACUAUUCGAGUGCUUUAGGCGAAUCAGCAAAUUACACUUCUAGUCCAUUUCCCUGUCAAUCAGAACUUAAUCAUAAAAUAGCACUAUGGACUGGCGAUAUAUCUGUUCUACAAGUGGAUGCUGUUGUCAAUCCCACAAACGAAACAAUGGACGACAAUGCAUUGACGUGCCAAAGAAUAUUUGCCCGUGCAGGAUCUGGUCUUCAAAAAGAAAUUUACAACGAAGUUAAAGAGUGCAGAACUGGUGAAGUAAGGACAACACAGGGUCAUGGUUUACCGGCUCGUUUUAUCAUACACACAGUGGGGCCAUUAUAUAAUACCAAAUAUCAAACGGCGGCUGAAAAUACAUUACAUUGUUGUUACAGAAAUGUUCUUCAAAAAGCAAAAGAACUCGGAUUACGUAGUAUUGCCUUGCCUGUUAUUAAUUCGGUUCGACGGAAUUAUCCACCAAAUGAAGGAGCACAUAUAGCCUUGAGAACAGUAAGAAGAUUUUUGGAGCAGUACUGCGAUUACAUCAGCUGUAUUGUUUUUGUGCUCGAGCCCUGUGACUUAGGAAUUUAUGAAGUACUUUUAUCGCUCUACUUUCCACGAACUCCUGCGGAAGAGGAAAAUGCAUGUUGGCAAUUGCCUAUUGACAUUGGAGGAGUGGACGGUGAACCACAAUUUCCCGAUCGUCAAAUCAGAAUUAUCGACAAUCCACAACAUGCACUUCACACAACUGAUGCAGAUGAAGCCGUAGAUUUGACCUCACAAUUGGAAACAUCAAUUAGCCUUGGUGAUCAUGCAUUUACACAAAUGCAAGGUGAUUUAGACCGACAAAGACUGUUAGGAGAGAGACCUCUCACGGAUCCUCUAGCUGAUUUGCUCAAGCAGAUGCAACACAAAGAACGGUACGAGAGACUUCUCCGACGUGCCAAAAUGGAAGACCUUUCAGAAAUUUCUGGAAUUGGUUGUCUUUAUCAAAGUGGAACCGAUCGACAAGGACGACCUGUUGUCGUAUUUGUGGGCAAAUGGUUCCCGGCUAAUAAUAUCAAUCUCGACAAGGCCUUAUUGUACCUGAUUCAGCUUCUGGAUCCUAUCGUUAAAGGAGAUUAUGUGAUUGCCUACUUUCACACAUUGACUACCAACAAUAACUAUCCUAGUCUAAGUUGGCUUCGAGAAGUCUACAACGUACUUCCUUACAAAUACAAAAAAAAUCUGAAGCACUUUUACAUCGUGCAUCCAACUUUCUGGACAAAGAUGAUGACGUGGUGGUUCACAACAUUUAUGGCGCCAGCGAUAAAGCAAAAAGUUCAUAAUCUACCUGGUGUGGAAUAUCUUUAUGAAGUCAUGUCACCAAAUGAAUUAGAGAUACCUGCAUAUAUAACCGAAUAUGACAUGACGAUAAAUGGACUUCGAUAUUAUCAUCCUGACCACUCAUCGCAAACUUCCACGUAACUGUCGGUUUAGACUAAAUUUUAAGGUCGAAAGCUAGUAAACCUGGCAUGGGACAAUCUUCAAUCUUUAAAAAUGCAUAAAAUUUACUUCUCUUCAAAAAGAAAAAAAACAAUUGAUGCUACUUUAUGAAAAAUUGAGAUCAACAUUUUCGAUAUUCUCUAUAUAUAUUGGCAGGCGUCGCUCAUUUAUGAAAUAAUCGUUGAAAACAAAAUAAUUAUAAACGUAAAGCGAAAGUAGCGAAAGAAAAGGGAGAGAGAAAAAAAACACUUGUGUGAGUAGAAUUUUCAAAUAAGAUUGCAAAAACAAAAAAAUUUCCAAUAAAUUUUUGUCUAUAGAUGCAUUUGAAAAAAAAAAUCUAGAAUUUUCGCGUGAAAAAUAUACAGAGAUAAAAAGAAAAUAAAAAAAUAAAAAAUGCAAACGAUUUAAUAAUAAAUUCCAAGGGUGAAAAAAAUUUAAUUAAUUUUCAUGAUUUGUAAUAUGAGAAUUCACUAUAUAAUGGAGAAUUAAUUGAUUUUAUUUGCCCCUGGACUAAAAAAAAAAAACAAGGAGGCAAUUGUAAAAUAUUUGGGAAAAAAAAAUGGUAAAAAACCAUUUUUAAAAGAUCAAAGUAGACUCUGUGAGUUAAAAGAAGGUAACGGUUGUGUUACACUUCGUGCCUUUGAGAAAAAGUGCAAACGAAAAAAAAACAGAAGAAACCGCGAGAAAUCCAAAAAAAAAAAAUUUUAAAUUCAAAUUUUGUCGACAAAGUAUAACAACGACUUAACGACGAUAAAUUAAAAAAUUUUUUUUAUAAAUUGCAAAUAUUUUAGAAACCCAAAGAAUUCCACUUUCUCUUUGCUAAUUAUUAUAUAAUAAAAAUUACAAAUUUUUAAUUAUUGCCAAAAAAAAAAAAACUAUCAAAAGUUCCUCUGAGCGAUUCAAUCAAGUUUUUGAUACAAAAUAUUGUUAAAAAAAAGAAUGGUGCUAGUAUAUACUGAACAGACUUCUUCAUGCAAUAACCGCCUAAAAUAAUUACUUAUUUGAUAAAAUGAAUGAAUUUUCUUUUAUUAAUAAUUAUUUCUUUUAAUAAGAUUUUAUUUUCAACAAUAACAUUUAUUUUCUCAAUAAAUAGAUUUAUUUGAAAUUAAUUUCUUUGCUAAAAAUAUUUUAAUAAAAAUCGUUAAGUCUUGUCGGAAAAAGUUACUAUUAAAUAUUUUAUUACUUAUUUUAAUUAUUAAAUGUUACAUUUUACUCUAUAUUAAAUUCUACAAUUAAAUAUAUUAAUGUAUUACUUUUUUUGUAAGACAUAUUUUAUUAUUUUAUUUAAUGAUUUUUUUAUUUUAUUAUACUGUUAAAAAUUUAAAAAAAAAACUCUUUUGUUAUUUUAAAAAAAAGAUCUAAAAAGAAAAAAAUAUAUUUUUAGGUAUUUUUUAAUAGAGUAACAAAAAUAAUUAAUUUUAAAAAUGUCCUUCUUACAAUUAGUUACAGAAUUUUAAACAAGAACUGUUUUCAUUUUAUCACUGUCAAAUGUGCCAAUAAUAAAAAUUCUAUUAAUUAUAGAAACAAUUGUAAAAUCUCUAUAUAUUUGUUGAAAUUUUAAAUUAAAUAUAUUUCUAAUGUUUAAUAAUUAACAACAAAAAAAAAUUAGUUAUUUAAUAUUGUUGACUGAAUAUUAAAUCAGAGACGAAAUGUUAUAAUCAAUAAUAAUUGUGCAAUUUAAUGAUUGAAUUUAAAAAUUUUUUAAUAAUAAAUUUAAUUUUUUUUAAAAACUGUGACUGAACAUUAAGUUACGAUUUUAAAAUAUUUAAAAAAAACUGACAAACUAAUGAUAAUUUUAAGUACAUGAAAAUAAACAUAAAAAAAAUUGAUUGACAGGAGAAAAAGUUGGAAUAUUUUAUUCGCUAAUUAUAAAAAAGUAAAAAAAAAUGAUUAUCAUUUUUAUGAUAUUUAUCAAAAGAAGAUCAAAAAAUAUUAUAAUAAAAUGUUAUCAUGAAAUGCGCACAUGAAACAUUUCAAAUUUUAUUAUUGGUGUUAAGUGUAAGUUGAGAAUAAUACGCGCGCACACUUUGGGAGGGGGUAAACGUCACGCUAUUGGUAGUCGCACUCUUCCCACUUCUCUCCACAAGUUGCGCGCGCAGUGUUCUCAACCUAAUCACUAGAGAAAAAAAAUAAUACACCAAAAUCGAAGGCAAUUUACAAACUAAAAACUAUAUCUACCGAUUAAAAUUACUAAUAAUAAUAACUAUAAAUUAUUAAUUAAAAUAAAUACGCAUACUAGUAAUAGUUUUAAAAUGCCAUGCUGCCCUAAAAAUAUUUUAUAAAAAAAUUAUUUUCCAAUUCUCUAAAAAAAAUCACAUAUCUCCUUGAGAGCACUGACAAUGACUUCUAUUCUCUCUCUCUCUCUCUUUCUUUCUCUUUUUUAAAAAAACCGCACUUACAAUUUAGUAAAAGUAGAAAAAUAUUUCCUGGGCUAUAAAAAAAAAAAAAUUCGUGAUGUUUCGUAGUUCUUCCUCAAAUAAUAAUUCCGCCAAGAAAAAAAAAACAAAACUCUGCAGUGUUCUCUAAUCUUUUUCAUGUAAAAGAGCUUUAUAUUCGCGCAAAAAAAAAAUUUAGAAAAUUCGCAUGCAUUAUGAGACAUUUUAAAAGUGUAUAAAAAAAAUUACCUCCUUCGUCACUCGACGAAAUUGUUGUAUACCACGUGUUCAAUUCGCGUUGGAAUAUAGUUGUAUUCAAGUUUAAUCCGAUCGAUUCGCAUCAAAUCGAUCAUCGUUACCCUGUUAAAAAUGUAAAAAAAAAAAAUGCAAAAACCGAUAUUUAUAAAAUAUUAAAUAUGAGUCUGUACCUAUAGGCUUUAACUAAAAAAAAAAAUCACACAGGCAAUCAUCAAUGUCGUCAAUCAUUUCAAGUACUAUAUGUAACAUAUAUUCUCUACGCUAUUUACACUGGAAAAAAAUUUAUUCAUCCCCCCCCACCUCAGCACCUCAGUGAUGUUUUGUGAGAGUCAAAUUAUUAUAUUUAUGCAAAACAAAAAGUGUGGUGUCUUACUUAGAAGUAAUGUCAUCGAAUGUAAGAGAAAAAAAUGCUGUUCUGACCCCUUAAAGAAAAGAUAUAUUUAGAUCGAAUUAUUAUUCGAUUUAUUAAUAAACGGCUGUUGUAGAGUAUAAUUACAAAUAUAAAAAUUUAGAUCAGUUGAGAAUAUUGCGCGCGAAAAAAAAAAUUGGUGGGGGAAACAAAGCACUGUGAUUGGUAUUCGUACGCUCCCCACCAUCUACUCUCUAUGUUACGCACAGUGUUCUCAACUAGACAAACUUAAAAAUCAAUCUAGUAAAUACAAAAAAAAAAUAAAUAAAUUCCCGGAUAUCAAAAGCUGAAAUAUAAUUUCUAACUUUUUUUUAAAAAUCUAUUUCCAAAAGAAGUUCACUGGUUCUUUUCAAAUUAAUUUAUAAUAAUUUUUGACAACUUUCAAAAAUUCUAUUCUCAAAAUAGAAAAAAAAAUUUCUUUUUCCACUAAUAUAUGAACUUUAUUAUUUAAUGCUCGUGAAUUUUUUCCAAAAAUGCUAAUUUGCUCAAAACCAAAAAAAAGGCAUCACUAAAAGUCAAUGUGUAUUUCUAUUUAUAAAAGUCAAUGACAAUUUUUUUUCCACACUUCUCCAAGUCAAUAUUAAAAUUGAAAUUUAAAAAAAUCCUUUUUCGAAAAUAUUCACGAGCUAAAAAGCAAUUUUUGGAGAAAAAUCAAAUAUUGAUAUAAAAAUUGUAAAAAAAAAGCUUUCGUUUUAUUAUUAUAUAAGAGAAAAGUAUGAUUUUUUCUUCUAAAUAGAACUGAUUGACUUCAAAUUUAUCCCACAACGACUUUGUGCAAAAAAAAAUAUUUAUGUUUGUGAAUAUAUUUUACGAUUGCAAAAGUUGGCUGACUGCUUAUUAAAAAGUGUAAAGUCCAAAUUAGCGAUCCAUCUGCGCGCGCAAUAUAAGUGUUGCGCGCGCAACUAUUUUAGCGUCAAAAGCUAAUUCGGACUCGGAACUAAUAAAUAAUAAUAAUAAUAAUGUAUUGGACGAUUUGAUUCGUCGAAAAUCAGUAUUUUUAACACCGUACACAUAAAUUAAUGUGUACGGUUACUGUUAUAUGUUGUGCCGAUGCUCACUUUUGUAAAUAAAAAAAAUAACAAACAAACAAAAAAAAAGGUAUAUGUAUGUGCAAUCGGUGCAAUACUUUUUAGAGUUUAGAAGGCUGACAAAAGGAAAAAAAAAAUAAUUAUACAUAAAAAAAAGUGAAUAUAAAGGAGUGAAACUUGAGAGCGAAAACGGAAAUGUAUUUAAUAAUAUAUAGCCUAAGUCGGCGUCUUUGCGCUCCGGUUGCUUACCUUUAUUUUCUUAUAUAAAACUGUUAUUAUUACGAAGAUUAUAUCUAUUUAAUCGUAGUAUAUGAAGGAUAUUUUACUAUCAUGAACUUUGCUAAAUAGAAUAACUAAUAACCGAAUCGAAUCGUGAAAUCGUAUUUUCAGGAUAAAAAACAAAAAAAAAAUCUAGUUAAUAUAUUUUAGAUUGUAAAAUCCAAAGCGAUACCUCUUGCGUAGCUUCGGCUUCGACGAUUGGCCAUCAUAACCUCAAAUCCCCCCCCCCCACGAAAGUCAUAUUUCAAUGUUAUUCCCUUUUAAAUCAUAUUUUAUCGUGAAUAUUGUAUAAAUUUUUGCCUCGUGACUAAAAUUGUAAUUUUAAAUUGCAAGUUUCAGUCGUUUGCAUAUAUAUAAAUAAAUAAAUAAAUAAAUAUAUAAAAUUAAUUGGCCAAUCGACGCAGCGGUAGGAGGUGAUAUUUUAGAAAUAAGAGUAUAUUACUUUUAAGAGCUUCGCUAAAAAAAUAUAAGUAUAUAUAUAUAUAUAUAUAUUAAAUUAUGCCCACAAUCCACAGAGAGGAUACUUGAAAUUGUUAUCGGUUUUUAGUGAAAAAAACACGUAUAUAAAUAAAUUGACCAACUCAUUCGUUUUAAAAAAA